Molecule: messenger RNA, 1350 nt
Organism: Sporisorium graminicola
Lineage: Eukaryota; Fungi; Basidiomycota; Ustilaginomycetes; Ustilaginales; Ustilaginaceae
Exons: 1
Coding region: 1-1350 (449 amino acids)
Biological process (GO): polysaccharide biosynthetic process
Cellular component (GO): membrane
Molecular function (GO): acyltransferase activity, transferring groups other than amino-acyl groups
Source: RefSeq, a predicted model, not a curated record
AUGGCUAGCGGCAGCAACUCUUUUAAACCCGCUCUUAACUCGACUGAAGAGGCGUCGAGGCCAGCUUUUUCGUCGCCACCUCCGUAUCGCUCCUCACGAGAAACAAGCCCAGUGAUCGAGUCUCAGGUAAAGCUCGAGACCUCGUGCAUGCUGCCGCUUCCAGCAUCCGAGUCGUCCUCGCGACACGGCAUCAAGAUGCUCGGUAAAAUCGGAUUUGUCCCCGGCUGGGAAGGUCUUCGAGGCUUGGCAGUCUCCCUCGUCAUGGUUUCGCACGUCGUUCCUCAAAAGGAGAUGCUCGGCACUCUGGGUGUCGGCGUGUUUUUCGUCCUUUCGGGCUUCCUCAUCACGGGUGUGCUCAUGUCGCAAAUCGAAAAGCAGGAGCAAGCACAGCAGGACUCGGCCCCUGCCGCUUCGGCAUCGGCAACCCAAAAGAUCUCACUUCAGCGUUUCUCGUUCCUGCCAAGGUUCUACAUGGAUCGAUUCGUUCGAUUGACGCCUGCGCUCGCGCUCAUGGUGGGUCUGGUGGCCAAGAUCGGCCUGCGUCUCGGCGUGCCUGCUGCGGUACUCAAGGCCGACGCUUUGUCCGCUUUCUUCUACGUGCACAACAUGUACCCACUCCAGCCCGAAGACAACCGACUCAUGUACCCGGGGCUCUACCUCAACACAUGGUCGCUUGCAGUCGAGGAGCAGUUUUAUAUCUUCUGGUCUCUACUCAUUCCCUUUAUCAUGCCGCUCUCGCUGAAGCGUAGAGCCCUGGUGAUGGGCUUCCUCGUCCUCGUCGGUUUCUACAUCCGUGACUACAGCGGGUACGCCUUCCUGUCGGACAAUAUGUACGGCAUCGACUACCGAUAUGCAUACUCGGCCAACGCCUGGAAGAUGUUUAUCGGAUGCUCGGCACGUCUUCUGCCCGUCCCCGAGAUCUGCACUCGAAAGUGGGUGGGCACCGUCAGCACGCUCGGCUUCUUCGUCCUGGCUUACAUGUGGGGUUACGGCCUGGCGGCAGCCGGGUUUGACUUCCGCACCUCGGGCAGCUGGCUCGAGCUGUUCACUUCGCUGCAUGUGUUGCUCAUUCUGCUGGGAAGCAUCAACGGCAACCCGAUCCUCGAGUCGAAGCUGUUCCGCUUCCCAGGCAGGAUCUCGUACUCGUGGUACCUGUGGCAGUUCCCGCUGCAGGCGCUCCACGGCUGGCCUGUUAACAACUGGGGUCCUACGGGUCUUGCUUUCAUGGUGUCCACGUUCACCACGUUCAUGAUCGAAGAACCCAUCAGGAACAAGUACCACGCCUGGAAGAACCACAAGGCGGCCACACAGAGCGAGGAGGAUAAGCACCACGCCCGUCGCGAUGAUUGA